UUAUAUAAUUUAUUUUAAUUAAGUUAAUCUUAAAAAAAAUAUCUUUUAAUUUUUAACAUACCUUUUCUUGGAAGAAGUUCCACCAUCAACCUAUUCCAAUGCUAUUUUGUCAGCCCAACAAAUUCUACAUCAGACGACGUCGUUUUGUCCGAAACACUGUCUUUCAGUUGGUUCCCCCAAUUUUUUAUCAAACCGCCUCAAGAGUGAAAAACAAUGAUUCUUGUUCGUCCUUUUCCGAAUGCUAGAGCCUUGUCAAGCUGGCAUACAAUUCUCCAAAACACCCCAAAAUCACUCAGCAACCCUAGGGCUGAAUCAUUAGGGUUUUGAGAUUGACUGGAAUAGGAAACAACUUGCAAUUGUUUUCUGCAAGAACAUUUUAAUAAGAUAUUUAUGAUGGUGGGAUCGACUUCCUGUUCUGCAUUUUUCUUGAUCAGCCUUACAAUGCAAUUAGCAGGAGAACUUGCCCUAACCCUAAGUCAUCAAGUCCCAAUGUCCCAGUCCCAAGCACCAGCAGUCCGGCGCACCCACAGUCGCCAACAUGUUGCCUCAUCAGCUUGUCGCAUUGAUCCUCAUGGUCGAUUUGAUCAACAAAUUGAAGGUGUACGAGUCUACAUACACAUCAAUAAAAAUGAUUUCUCAUAUCGAGAACACAUAAAGCAGGAGGAGGAUGAUAUCACUAUUUGUGAAUGCAAGUACAACACCAAUGAUCCAGAUAGUGCAUGUGGAGAGAGGUGCUUGAAUGUAUUAACUAGCAUAGAGUGCACGCCUCACUAUUGUCCUUGCAGUGUGCAUUGCAAAAAUCAGAGAUUUCAGAAGCAUGAAUAUGCUAAGACAAAGUUGUUCAGGACUGAAGGCCGAGGGUGGGGUCUUCUUGCCAAUGAGGACAUUAAGGCAGGAAGAUUUAUUAUUGAGUACUGUGGGGAGGUAAUUUCAUGGAAUGAAGCAAGGGAAAGGUCCCUAGCUUAUGCAUCUCAAGGCAUCAACGAUGCGUAUAUAAUUUCUCUGAAUGCCAGGGAAUGCAUUGAUGCCACCAAAAGUGGAAGCCAGGCUAGAUUUAUAAACCAUUCAUGUGAACCAAAUUGUGAGACAAGGAAGUGGUCAGUUUUGGGGGAAGUUAGAAUUGGCAUAUUUGCAAUGAGAGAUAUAUCCAUUGGAACGGAACUGACUUAUGAUUAUAACUUUCAAUGGUAUGGUGGUGCCAAGGUUCAUUGUCUCUGUGGUGCCACCAGCUGCUGUGGUUUUCUUGGGGCGAAGUCUCGUGGAUUCCAGGAUACCGAUGUAUGGGAGGACAUUGAUGAAAGAUGCUCACUGGAAGAUAAACCUUCCUUAUCCAUGCGACCAGAGUCCAUGCCAAAGAAAAGGUCAAAAAAUAAUCAUAAUGGACGAUCAAGACCUCUCAACAGAGAGCAAGUUGAUGCUAAAUUUGUUGCCCAAUUCUUAGCAUCAAAGGAAGCUCAAGAGGAGAUCCUAAAAUAUGAGGAACAAAGGGAGGAGGCCUCAUCCCAUCUCCACUUGUUAUACAAGGAUGAAGUUGAACCUUCCAUAAAAGAAAAUGAAAUAUAUGGUAUAGAUGGUGUGCCAGCCAGUGUGGCUGAGAAAUGGAUAAGGGCUAGCUGCAUGAAACUCAAGGCAGAGUUUAAUCUUCAUUCCUCCAUUAUCAGAAAUAUUGCCUGCACACCUCAAAGAGCACCGGAUGAAGCACAACCUUCUGAAGGAGAACCCAAGCCUUGAAGGAAGAGACAUUGAGAAAGAGAUGAAGUGUUUGAUUCUUUCUCAACCAUGCACCACAUCUCUUUGUAAUGGCUUUUUUCACAAGUUUGUGAACUUUGAUGAUAGAUCCAAACGCUGUGAUGCGCAGAGCUGGUAUUCAAGGGUCUUUUAUAAUUCAAAUUUCUUUGUUGAAGUUGUUUCUCUCUCUGAAUUUACAUUUUGGAAGCGGGGAUGUUUAGAAAAUGAUCCUUGCUUUCCUGGAAAAUGACCCUUUUCACCUGAAAAGCUUUCUUGAAAAAAAUAAGGUUUGUUUGGAUUAUGUACUUUUCUGAGUCUAUCUAAUGUUUGGUUUGAUUGUUGGUUCA
Messenger RNA from Vitis riparia (riverbank grape), 2075 nucleotides. Its product is annotated as histone-lysine N-methyltransferase ASHH1-like. The transcript is spliced from 13 exons. Gene Ontology annotation, biological process: regulation of DNA-templated transcription. The coding region runs from base 391 to 1731 and encodes 446 amino acids. Gene Ontology annotation, molecular function: histone H3K36 methyltransferase activity; protein binding. NCBI's taxonomy places the organism in Eukaryota, Viridiplantae, Streptophyta, Magnoliopsida, Vitales, Vitaceae. The record is from RefSeq and is a predicted model, not a curated record. Gene Ontology annotation, cellular component: nucleus; chromatin.